CUAUAGCAACUCAGUUUAUUUAUUUCAUGACUUGUUCUGAAAUAAUUUUUGAACUAUAUCGCUCUCCGAAUUCAAUAUAAUUAUGGAUAAUUUAAUGGAUAAAUCACAAUAUAUUAAAAUAUACUGCAGAUUAAAACCAUUAAAAAGUUAUGAAAAAUCUAUCAAAUAUGAAAUCACAAACAACGAAAGAUUGGGUGUAGAUGUGCUCGAUUUAAAAUAUCAGUCGUAUAGAUACAACCACGACACAUAUAAAUAUAGAUACAAUGGAGUAUUUAAUGAAAACACUUCUCAAAGCUUGAUUUUUGAAACUGUGGCUGUACCAAUAUUAGACAAAUUUUUAGCUGGGAUGAACUGUACCAUUUUUACGUACGGACAAACUAGUAGUGGAAAGACUCACACUAUGUAUGGGACAAAAAAAGACCUGGGAAUUAUUCCUCGGUCUUUAGAAUAUUUAUUCAAAUACACAGAAGAACUAAAUUUCGAAUUCCAAAUGGAAUAUAUAGAAAUUUAUCAAAAUGAUAUAUAUGAUUUAUUUGGAAAAAAAAAAAAGAAAAACAUGCCUUCCAAUAACAAGAUCAAAUAUGGAAUUGGCAAAGGAGGUAGUAUUAAUUACAAGAAUACAAUUAAUACCAUCAAAAUAACUAAAUUACAACAUGCACUAAAAUUAUUGAAGAUGGGGAAUGAAAAAAAAAAAACCGCAUGUACAUCAUCAAACAUAACAUCAAGUCGGUCCCAUUGUAUAUGUACAAUCAAAUAUAAAAUAGAACAAGAAGGUCCAGAAAUAAAAUUUAAUUUGGUGGAUUUAGCUGGAUCUGAAAAUAUUUCAAACACGACAGAUGACAAAAAGACGUUGAUCGAGUCUCGAUCAAUAAAUUCUUCACUACAUCAUCUGAACCAUGUUAUACGUUCACUAGCAAAUCCUAAAGUAUACGUGCCUUAUCGGAAUUCUACCAUUACAUCGGUACUUAAAGAUUCACUAGGUACUGAAUGUGCUACCGCGAUGAUCAGCACUGUAGUAUUGAAUCACCGAUGCAUCGCAGAGUCGAUCUCUACUUGCCAAAAUUCUAAAGAAGUAUCGGCAAUAAAAUACCGAGUCCCAGAAAAAAAAAAGAUAAAUGAGAAAAAACAGUACAAGGUUAUAGAGUUAAAUGACGUUUUAUUAAAAGAAAAAGAACAUGACAUGUCUGGAGGUUUUCAUAGCAAAGUGAAAGAAAACAAGAUAGUCUUAGAGGAUAAAACAACCAAUACAGAGAACAACGAGUAUUUGAUAAAUGAGUCAAUUGACACACCCCGCGUGUUAUAUGACAAGUUAAAAGACGAUGGAAUUUGUAUGAAUGUAACGUAUGACGUUCAUGAUGAUCGAUAUAAACUGGAUGAUUUUGCCAUCGGUGACGGUUUCUGCGUUCCGGUGGUCGACGUGACGGCUCUACCCGUUAUGGAAUUCGGCGAUGGAAUUAAUGAUACUCAUGAUAAUUCGAAGAUGACUAAGGUUCACGACAUGUUACCACUCUUUGUGGAAUGCGGGAUCGGAACUGAGGAUAUCUUAGUUACCCAGUCAGAACAUGAUGAUAAAAACAUAUAUACGCCAUUAAAAAACUCGUUAAUUAAUCGAGCCUCUAAUUUUUACUGGGGACAUUAUAAAAUGAUUCAAUUAAUAUUGAUAACGAUAAUUUUAAUGUUGAAUUCGCAUUUUUUUAUAUCGACAGUAGGAUUUGACAUUCACAGUUUUAAAAACACAUCGGAUGAUUUAAAUGACGAAGAUUAA
This is a messenger RNA of Aphis gossypii (cotton aphid), 1765 nucleotides long. RefSeq names its product kinesin-like protein KLP2. Gene Ontology annotation, molecular function: ATP hydrolysis activity; microtubule binding; ATP binding. Gene Ontology annotation, biological process: microtubule-based movement. Gene Ontology annotation, cellular component: microtubule; kinesin complex. The record is from RefSeq and is a predicted model, not a curated record. NCBI's taxonomy places the organism in Eukaryota, Metazoa, Arthropoda, Insecta, Hemiptera, Aphididae. Bases 83 to 1765 code for a protein of 560 amino acids. The transcript has 15 exons.